AUGCCAUCACAAGCUCAUCAAGAUUCUUCAAUUCCUGAAGAUUGGUUUGAUCCAAUUCCAGUCGAAGAUUACUACAAAAUCAAUCAGAAUUCUCGAAACAAUGUCCCCAAAGAAGCUCCUUUUGGUGAAAACUUAGCAGGUUUGGAUAUUUCUUGUGGUCCAAUUUUAAGAUUAUUAGGUACUUGGGAAAAUGGUGAACCUAGUUACAGAGGUACCAUCUUAGUUGUUGUUAAAAAUAUUGAAAGAGGUGAACAUCCAACAAUUUCUUAUACAAUUGGUCCAAGUGAUGAAAAAUCUCAUGGUGGAGAAUUUCAAAAAGGAGAAUUCCCAGUUGUUAAAUUCUUUGAAGAAGAUGGUUAUUCAUUCUUUAGAUAUACUAUCAAUUUAACUAUGGUUGAUUAUGAACAAAAAGUUCAAUAUUAUAUUAAUGGUCAUUAUAAACCAAAUUUCCAAUUUUUCAUUCCUAGUGUGACUCAAUCAAUGAAUGUCAUUUCUUAUUCUUGUAAUGGCUUUUCAUUGGGUUCAGAUGCUAAAGAAUAUAAAUCUUCCCUUUGGUUAGAUGUUUUAAAUAAACAUAGCAAACAACAUUAUCAUGUCAUGUUGGGAGGUGGGGAUCAAAUUUAUUGUGAUGCUAUUAAAUUACAUUCAGAAAGAUUGAAAGAAUGGACAGAAUUGAAUUCUUUAAAGAAAAGACACAUGGAAGCUGAUGAAGUUAUUAUUGAAGAAUUUAAGAAUUUCUAUUUGAACCAUUAUUUGGGUUGGUUUGGUAAAGGUUAUUGGAAAGGUACCAAUUCAUCUGCUUUAGAAUCCUUAUUUCCAUUAACCGCUUCCCAAAUUCCUUGUGUUAAUAUCUACGAUGAUCAUGAUAUCAUUGAUGGGUUUGGUUCUUAUCAUGAUUCUACUAUGGCUUCUCCAAUUUUUUCAUCAGUUGGUAAUGUAGCUUAUAAGUAUUAUAUGCUUUUCCAACAUCACACUGAUCCAGAAGAGAAAAUUCAUGAACUGGAUCCAUCUUGGGUAUUGGGAUCCAAAAAGGGACCAUUUAUUAAACAAAAAAACCACUCAGUAUUUAUGAGAUUAGGUAAAGAAAUUUCAUUAUUAGGAUUGGAUUGUCGUACUGAAAGAAAAUUAAAACAAAUUGUUGAUCCUUCAACUUAUAAGAACAUUUUUGAUCGAUUAAAUAAUGAAAUCGCCCAAACUCCAGAUACUAAACAUUUAUUAGUUAUGUUGGGAGUUCCAAUUUUUUAUCCACGUUUAGUUUGGUUGGAAUGGAUUUUAACUUCUCGAGCAUUAGUUCCAGUUCGUAAAUUGGCUCAAAAGGGGGUUAUUAGUAAAGGUUUAGUUAAUGAAUUUGAUGGAGAUGUUGAAGUUUUAGAUGAUUUGAAUGAUCAUUGGUGUUCUAAUCAUCAUAAAGCUGAACGUAAUAGAUUAAUUAAACAACUUAUGGAAUUUGGAGCCUCAAAAGGAGUUAGAAUAACUAUUUUAUCUGGUGAUGUUCAUUUAGGUUGUUUUGGACGUAUGAAAUCAAAAUUCCAUAAGCAUCCAAAUGCUCAUUAUUAUUUAGAAGGCCAGGAUACUCAAGAAUUAAAUAAGGAUGUUUGUGAAACUCCUGAAUUUGAUCCUCGUUUAAUAUUUAAUGUCAUUAGUUCUGCAAUUGUCAAUGCUCCUCCACCUGAUGCCAUGGCUGGAUUAUUAAAUAAAAGAAGUAGUAUUCAUCAUUUCAAUAGAGAUACUGAUGAAGAUAUGGUUCCAAUUUUUAUUAAAGAUGUUGAUGGUUCAAGUCGUGACAAUAAACAAUUCUUAAAUAAAAGAAAUUGGAGUGAUUUAGUUAUUGGUAAACAAUCUAUUCUUUAUCAAGAUUCAAUUAAUCAAGAUGAUCCAUUCAGAAAAUUCCCACAACCUAUUUUUAAACAAGGCGAAGAUUUAAUGGAUGGUAAAAAAUCUGAUUCUAGAAAUGUUAAAUAUCCAUUAUUUGGUGAGUCUUUGGUUACUAAUAUAAGAUUUGAACAAGAUAAAGAAGAUUAUAAAAGUCCUAGUAUAAGUUAUGAAGUGUUCAUUCCUCCAUUAAUAGGUAAAUAUACUUUAGGUCCAGCUCCAGUUAAACAUGUUGAUGUUUGA
Candida tropicalis MYA-3404 is the source of this 2115-nucleotide messenger RNA. RefSeq lists its product as uncharacterized. The record is from RefSeq and is a predicted model, not a curated record. Lineage: Eukaryota; Fungi; Ascomycota; Pichiomycetes; Serinales; Debaryomycetaceae. The transcript has a single exon. Gene Ontology annotation, cellular component: membrane. The coding region runs from base 1 to 2115 and encodes 704 amino acids.